AUGUGGCUGUACCUGGGGGCCCUGGUGGCUCUGUACCACCUUGUGCGCUGGUACCGGGAGAGGCAGGUGGUGAGCCAGCUGCGGGACAAGUACGUCUUCAUCACGGGCUGUGACUCGGGCUUCGGCAACCUGCUGGCCAGGCAGCUGGACCUGCGGGGCUUGAGGGUGCUGGCUGCGUGUCUGACCGAGACGGGGGCUGAGUCACUGAGAGCACAGACUUCCGACAGGCUGGAGACGGUGAUCCUGGAUGUCACCAAGUCAGAGAGCAUCGCUGCGGCCACCCAGUGGGUGAAGGAGCGCACGGGAGACAGAGGUCUCUGGGGUUUGGUGAACAACGCUGGCAUCACAGUGCCCUCAGCUCCCAAUGAGUGGCUGACCAAACAGGACUUCAUGAAGACACUAGACGUGAACCUGCUGGGGGUGAUCGAGGUGACCCUGAGCCUGCUGCCCCUGCUGAGGAAGGCCAGGGGCCGCGUGGUCAAUGUCUCCAGUGUUGCGGGCCGUGUGUCCUUUUUCGGCGGUGGCUACUGCAUCUCCAAGUAUGGCAUUGAGGCCUUCUCGGAUUCCCUCAGCAGCAUUUUCUUUGGAGCAUCCCUUUCUAUGCUCCCUGCAUUAGCAUCCAGAUGGGACCCAGGCAUGAAAUUACUUCGGAAGUUCUCGCCAAAGCUGACUCAGGAUCUAUCUUUGGUGACCAACUGCAUGGAGCAUGCCCUGAUCUCCUGUCACCCUCGCACCCGAUACUCAGCUGGCUGGGAUGCCAAAUUCAUCUUCAUCCCCUUGAGCUACAUGCCCACCUUUCUGAUGGAUUAUUUGAUGAAAUGGAACCCCUCAAGGCCUGCCAAGGCCCUGUGA
Messenger RNA from Sorex araneus (European shrew), 852 nucleotides. Its product is annotated as retinol dehydrogenase 16-like. The transcript has 4 exons. The record is from RefSeq and is a predicted model, not a curated record. NCBI's taxonomy places the organism in Eukaryota, Metazoa, Chordata, Mammalia, Eulipotyphla, Soricidae. Bases 1 to 852 code for a protein of 283 amino acids. Gene Ontology annotation, molecular function: oxidoreductase activity.